This is a messenger RNA of Lutzomyia longipalpis, 2169 nucleotides long. RefSeq names its product elongation of very long chain fatty acids protein AAEL008004-like. Gene Ontology annotation, biological process: fatty acid elongation, polyunsaturated fatty acid; very long-chain fatty acid biosynthetic process; fatty acid elongation, saturated fatty acid. NCBI's taxonomy places the organism in Eukaryota, Metazoa, Arthropoda, Insecta, Diptera, Psychodidae. The record is from RefSeq and is a predicted model, not a curated record. The transcript has 4 exons. Gene Ontology annotation, cellular component: endoplasmic reticulum membrane. Bases 1067 to 1996 code for a protein of 309 amino acids. Gene Ontology annotation, molecular function: fatty acid elongase activity.
AAGCCCCCAGCAUCAUCAUCUUCGUCAAGUUCAUAAAGUCUGAAUGAUUGAUAAAUUUGCAAUUCACUAUUUAAAUAUUAUUCUGUGCAAAAUGAAUUAUUGAGUGUUUGCGGAGGGGCUUUCAAUGCAAUUUUGUCUGUUUAUUCCAAAAAAUAAUAAUGUGCGAUACAUCGUUGCAAGGCAAAUAUAUAUUUUUGCAGCCUGUGAUUGAUUGAUUAAUUAAAUUCCCAUGGCACUACACAUUCUCGGAUGUGCAGUGUGUUAAAGAACUGAUGACACUAAUUCAGGUAUUAUAUGAAAUUUAUAUGUGAGCCUCUUCUUAUGCGCGGGGAUCAUUAAAUUUAUAUAUAUACAAGAAGACACACCACAGUAAGAUGGCAAAGAUGGUUAAGAAAGACAAAAAAAAGUGGCCUCAGCAGCCCCAAGAGCGAUUCAGAAAGUGAAAAUCGCAAUUCAGCGAAAAAAAGCAAUGCGGAGGAAUAAUACAAAUUUUCACUAAAUUAUACGCACAACUGAUUGGUGAUGACCCAAAAAUUAUCCCCAAUACCCCCAUCGCUUUGGUCCCCACACACGAGAUCAUCUCGGGCAUCACGGACGUUCCAAGUUGCAAAAUUUACUGCCCAUUCCCUGCCAAAAUAUCUCAUACAUACCGCAUUCUUUUUUUCUUUACAUACAUAUGCUUUGAUUUAUGUGCAAUUCAUGGUUACUUCUUUCGCACCCAGGAAACGCGACGACAUUCAUUUAAAACGGAGCGACCAAAAAAGUGCGAAAGAAAGAAUUUAUUUACCACUAAAAAGACAAAAAAAUGAGGUGUUUGUAAAUAAAUAAGUCAUCAUUUACAUUUUUAUCGACAACUAUUUCCAAAAACUCCACAAUUUCUGGCACUAUUGCGUUAGUCUUAAUUCAGUGCUCAUUUGGGAAGCAUUGUACAAGAAUAAAUUGUGCGGAUAGAGUGAACUAUAAAAAGAAAACCUGGAACCUUAAGUUAACUGAGAGAUUGAGAAAAAAAGCCAAAAAAAUCAAAACCGAACCAUCUGAAAAAUUCUCAAAUUCAAAAGAAAAAAAAAUGGCUGUUGUAAUCGGAAGAAUAGCUGAAGUGUAUCAUUAUUUAAAUGACGAAAUAAGUGAUCCUCGUGCAUUGGAUUACCCAUUAAUGAAGAAUCCAUUGAAAGUGUUGCUGCUGCUCAUCUUUUACCUCUACUUUGUACUGAAGUGGGGCCCAAAAUACAUGGAGAAGCGAAAGCCCUUCAAUCUGGAGCGAAUACUCAUUGUAUUUAAUGUGGCACAAAUUGCUGUAUGCUCUUACAUGUUCAUAUCAGCUAUGUCUGUAUUGAUACCAAUGAAGCAUAAUUGGCUGUGUCAGCCAAUGGAUUACUCCAGAACACCAUAUCCGAUGCACCUUGUAAAGAUGAGCUACAUUUACUUCCUUACGAAGAUUCUCGAUCUCCUCGAUACGGUAUUCUUUAUUUUGCGCAAAAAGGAUAAUCAGGUGACCUUCCUACAUGUCUACCACCACGGUGGGAUGCUCCUUCUCACAUGGAUUGGGGUUAAAUACCUUCCGGGGGGACAUGGUGUCACGGUCGGAAUACUCAAUUCAUUUGUCCAUGUUGCCAUGUACACGUACUACCUGCUCUCAUCUUUCGACUCCAAGUAUAAGAACAAUAUCUGGUGGAAGAAGCACAUCACGCAGCUUCAAUUGAUCCAGUUCUUCAUACUCACACUACACUUCUUGGUUCUCUUCUUCAUCGAUUGCGGCUUCCCACAGUUCACGGCGUAUUUUAUGUUACCCCAAAAUAUCUUUAUGCUCGCCAUGUUUGGGGACUUCUACAUAAAGGCAUACAUCAAGCCAUCCACUCCUGCUGAUCAACCACAUACCGGAAGUAAAUCUCAUAAGCUACUAAAUGGAAGCAUUGACUCCUACCUGGAUGCAAUGAAUGUAAGCCAUGGGAAUGCAGAGAGCAAUGGGAUUGCAAAAGAUUACGGAAAAAGUGAAUGAAAUUUCAUUGCGAAAGUUCACGCGAGAAAUGCUUUUUUUAGCCUCCCAAUUCAGCACUUAUAUUCCAUUAAUACACAUUAUAUUGCGAUCUAUUUACCAAUUCUAAUUAACCCCUUGUGUACAACUCUUUAACAAUGCGAGUCAGUAUGGAAUAAAUAAGUGGUGAACACUCU